AUGUUGCACAGGUUUCUGUUUCAAGUUUCAAUCAGUUUCAUCAGAAAGUUUACCACCAAGAGUAGAAUACAGACGACAAUACAAGGCAGGCAGCUUGUUUAUUUGACAGACAAAGACACAGAUCAGGGUUUUGUAUCACGACUUUUCCUCGGAACCAAAAUUAAUCCAAAGAUGGAACUCACGCUACUUAGGAAUAAUACACCACCAACAAGCAAACGAUUUAGGAAUACACCAGCAACUAGAAAAUACAGAACACAAGCUUUCAUCAAGACGACAGGAAAACAAAUGAAGUGCUUUCCUUCCAUGAGAUGCAAAGCAGCACCUAAAAUUGCAAAUUCUGAAGCCUUAGAAGACUCCCUUUACGCGUAGCUUUUUUGCAAAAUAAAAAUGUACACUGGGAAAGCAAAAAGUGCGGACCUGUAUAUAUGAAAAAGCAACUGUACACUAGUAGCCGCAG
This is a messenger RNA of Amoebophrya sp. A120, 457 nucleotides long. The record is from the annotation of a GenBank genome assembly. NCBI's taxonomy places the organism in Eukaryota, Dinophyceae, Syndiniales, Amoebophryaceae.